This is a messenger RNA of Ziziphus jujuba (common jujube), 2688 nucleotides long. Its product is annotated as heterogeneous nuclear ribonucleoprotein 1. The transcript is spliced from 5 exons. Gene Ontology annotation, molecular function: RNA binding. The coding region runs from base 578 to 2005 and encodes 475 amino acids. The record is from RefSeq and is a predicted model, not a curated record. NCBI's taxonomy places the organism in Eukaryota, Viridiplantae, Streptophyta, Magnoliopsida, Rosales, Rhamnaceae.
GCAGAAUCAAUUUCCAAUUUCCAAUUUUCAAAUCAAAUGGCAUACUCAGAAAAGAAAAUCAAAGAAUACAACCCUCAGAGAAAAUAAAAUAAAAUAGAAAAAGAAAAAAAGAAAAUCUUCAUCUUCCAUUUUCAGACUCCCUAUAUAUUCCUCACACCAUACCUUCCUAACCUUCUCUUUCUCUCUCUAGAACUCUGUUUCUCUCUCUAGAAAGAUACAUUUUUUUUUUUUUUUUUAAUCUCUUGUAAUCUGUUUGGUAACUGAAUUUGCAUUUGGUAAUCAAAUUAACACAAUUGAAAGAACAAAGGAAAACUUGGAGGGGGGCAAUAAAGAGAGGAGGUUGAACAUGCCCUCUGUUCUUAUUGAUAAAGUGCCUCCUCUCAGAUCUUAGUUUUCUGCUAGAUUUGGCAUCUGGGCUUUUUGAAUCGGCUUGCUAAAAUUCUGGGUCGAAUAUUUGAUCGGUGAAGGAUCCAAUAUAUAUAUAUAUAUAUAUAUUUUAAUUGAAUUGAAGAAUACUUGUUUUGAAUCGGACUGCAAAUUUGCGGAGUUUUGCCAUUACCAUUCAAACAAGAAAAAGAUGCAAUCUGAUAAUGGUAAGUUAUUUAUUGGUGGAAUAUCUUGGGACACAAAUGAGGAGCGUCUCAAAGAGUAUUUUAGUACUUAUGGCGAGGUGGUGGAAGCAGUCAUCAUGAAGGAUCGGACAACGGGCCGUGCUCGUGGUUUUGGUUUUGUAGUUUUUGCUGACCCAUCAGUUGCAGAGAGAGUCAUAAAGGAGAAGCACAAUAUUGAUGGAAGGAUGGUUGAGGCAAAAAAGGCUGUUCCUAGAGAUGAUCAAAACAUUUUGAGUAGAAACAGCAGCAGCAUUCAUGGUUCUCCCGGUCCAGGCCGUACAAGAAAGAUUUUUGUUGGAGGUUUAGCAUCAACUGUCACAGAGAGUGACUUCAAGAAGUAUUUUGAGCAAUUUGGGACAAUCACAGAUGUUGUGGUUAUGUAUGAUCACAACACCCAGAGGCCUAGAGGGUUUGGAUUCAUCACUUAUGAUUCAGAGGAAGCAGUGGACAAGGUUUUGCUAAAGACAUUUCAUGAACUGAAUGGUAAGAUGGUUGAGGUUAAGCGUGCAGUCCCCAAAGAGUUAUCACCUGGUCCCAGUCGCAGCCCACUUGGUGGAUACAACUAUGGCCUGAGCAGGGUCAAUAGCUUUCUCAAUGGCUACACUCAAGGAUAUACACCAAGUACAGUUGGAGGCUAUGGACUUGGAAGAUUUAGUCCGGUUGCUGGUGGUCGAAGUGGGUUUCCACCAUUUGGCUCUGGUUAUGGUAUGGGUAUGAAUUAUGAGCCAGGGUUGAGCACAGGUUUUGGAGGCAAUGCAAAUUUUAAUAGUAAUCUCAGCUAUGGAAGGGGAUUGAACCCUUACUACAUGAGUAAUUCAAACAGAUUUGGAAGCCCCAUUGGAUAUGAUGGUGGUAAUGGAGGAAACAAUUCAUUUUUCAGCUCAGUGACUCGGAAUUUGUGGGGAAAUGGGGGACUUAAUUAUGGAACAAACUCCACUAAUUCCAGUGCAUACAUGGGGUCAGGGAGUGGAAGUGUUGGAGGAAACACAUAUGGUAAUACUGGAGUUAAUUGGGGUUCGUCAGCAAUUUCAGCUCAAGGUGGAGGAAGCAAUGUUUCUAACAAUAGUGGCAAUCUUGGUUAUGGAGCUGGCGAUAGCAGUUACAGUCUGGGAGCUGUAGGGUAUGGUAGAAACAGUGGCACGAGUUUGGCCUCAACAUCAUCAUUUGCGGCAUCAAAUGGUGGUUUUGAUGGGGCUUUUGCUGACUUUUAUAGUAGCAGUUCUGUUUAUGGGGAUCCCACUUGGCGAUCAUCAAAUCCCGAGCGAGAUGGUUCUGGUUCCUUUGGUUAUGGACUUGGUAAUGCGGCUUCAGAUGUUACAUCUAAAAGUGCUCCUGGUUAUGUUGGUGGUUACAGUGUUAACAAGAGACAGUCAAAUAGAGGAAUUGCUACUUAGGAUGAUCAUUUUGGAUACGACAGUAUUGUAGGUGAUGAUAAUCUGGUGAAGCAGGUGAAUUGUGAAUUUUGCGCACCCCCCUCAUCAAUCAAAUAUAUUUUCAGUUAAAAGAAAUUUGGUUAGUAAGAGCUAACAGGAGUGCCUAUUUGAAGAUUUAAAAUUAGACAUAGAAAGUUACAAAUGGUUUUGUGUUAAAGGAUUGAGUUUUGAGUUACCAUUUUUAGUUUUUUUUUUUUUUUUUUUUUUUUUUUUUUUUUUUUUUUUUUUGGUUUUUUGUUUUUUGGUCUUUGAGUGAGAUGUAAAAUCAGAUUGCGGGAUAUAGUGAAGUGUAUCAUGCAUCUCUGGUGAGGCGGCGAUACAACCCCCCCAAAAAAAAGAAAAAAAAAAAGAAAAAAAAAAGGGAAAAAAAAAAGAAGAAAACAAAACAAAAAAGGGAAAACAAAAAAAAAAGAUUAUUAGACUGAUCUUUUUUUCCUUCUUGUUUUUCAUUACAUUUUUAUCUGUAACGUCUCUGGCGAAGGUGUGAGUUCCUGUCUGGAAUGCUUUUCUUUCUUUUUGUCCCAUCAUUUUGGUUUGUCUUUGGCAGAUUGUACCUCAGGUAUUGUUGAUUUUACUAGUGUGAAACAAUUGAAAGGAUACCCAUCUAGGGUCUCUCCAUGAAUAAGUAAUCAUAUAUUCUGAUU